This is a messenger RNA of Amoebophrya sp. A25, 1252 nucleotides long. The record is from the annotation of a GenBank genome assembly. NCBI's taxonomy places the organism in Eukaryota, Dinophyceae, Syndiniales, Amoebophryaceae.
UAAUCCUAAUUUUCCCUACAAUUCCGUGCGUCAGGCUAUUAAUCCGUUUUUUUUGGCUUCUGCACGGCGCGCCAACAAUCUAUCGCGAAAAUUAUAUAUGGCUCAGGGCCGCACGGACCCCCCCUCCGCCCCCCCUGUGGUCUGGUCUGUGGUGGCGCGCCCGCGCGCUUUUCCGCGCGGAUUUUUCGCGGAUUCUGGUGGUGGAAGGCGUCAAGACUUGGCGCGGGCCUCCCCUUGGGCCUCUCAGCGUGUUCCUAAGGGCCACGGUCGCAAGAGCAAGCAAGAAGCCGAUGACCAAGGGCCCGGGGGGUACAGGCGGCACGGUUCAGGGGGUCCAGCCCCUCGCCUUUUGCCGUCUUCGGAGGCCUUCCGCUGCCGGUGCACUGCUGCGGCGGCGAAGCCUAGCGGAUGCACUGAGGGCGCAGGAAAGGAAACCGGGACGGGGGCGCCGGCGGUCCCGUGGGCCCCUUUUGUCUGUAGCCAUCUAACCCCUCAAGCUUGUAGGGUACAUGCAAACGAGAAGGAGGCAGCGGGCCCCUUGUUCCCCCUUGAGGCCUUCCACCUACUUCCCAGGCUUCCAGGGGACACAAAGCUCCUGGAAGGGGCCGGGGGUGGCCCCUUGGCCCCCUUUUGAGGCCUUCCUCCCCCGGCAGACGCCUCAAAAAGGGGCCCAGGGCGCCCGCCCCCCCCCGCUAGGGGGGGGCCGUCGCCCCGCGCCCUGGAACAUAUAUAGGAGGAAGAUGCGUUUAGGUGUUUUUGAUAUUGAUUCCCCCCCUCCCUCCCUAGCAUUCUUGCGCUCUCAUCCUGAACCGGGAGAAGACAUGAUGAGUCCACUCGUACAUCCACUUACAAGGAAGUUGUAUUUUUGAUUAAGUUUUUUUUUUGUACGUAACUCGUUGAUCAUGCCGUGAAUAAUUUCAUUUUCUAGAAAGCAAAAUAGAAGAGAAUUCAGAAUUAUGUUGUAGUACAGCUUUCAUCAUCGCUUGUUGUUGUAGUGAUUUUCAUUGUGAUUUGACUGCAUUGGUAGAAAAAUAUGCCACCUCCGCAAGGCUCCUCUGGAAGACCAGAGGACUACGACUCCGAGGAGGAGGACCGGAAAAAAAUAUGUUCCUACUGUUCGAAGUCCCUGUGUGCAUUUUGGACUGUCCCGUGCCAACACGCCGGAGCAUGCAAAAAGUGCGCAAUGCGGCUCGCAACUGGUGGGAAAUGUAAAGUCUGCGGUGCCCUUUUUGCAGGAUGGGAAAGAAUAUAA